This is a messenger RNA of Lactuca virosa, 2076 nucleotides long. The record is from the annotation of a GenBank genome assembly. NCBI's taxonomy places the organism in Eukaryota, Viridiplantae, Streptophyta, Magnoliopsida, Asterales, Asteraceae.
AUGGUUGAAUCAGAUUCUUGUCUUCCUUAUGCCACACUCAUUCAUAUGAUCACCAUUAAGCUCAGUUCUGCCAAUUAUCUCUUAUGGCGCAAUCAGAAAGCAAAUAAGGAUUGGCUUGCUCAGGAGCGUCGUCUGCACAGUCUCCUUCUUUCUUCUUUGACUGAGGAAUCCAUGGUUGAAACCCUAGGAUGUAAAAGUGCCGCUGCUGUAUGGAUUGCCUUAGAAAAGGCUUAUUCUCUUCGUUCCAAGACAAGGGAAAUCCAACUCAAUGAUGAGUUGCAACAUUUACGCAGAGAUGUUUCCAUCUUUCAAGAUCCUUUAGAUGAUGAUGACGUCAAUCACACGCAACCCAACUCUUCUCAUGCAUCUGAACCUUCACAACCAACUGGACCAUGUUGUAUUUGUACAUCUCCUGAUGUUGGGCCGAUUCAAGAAUCUAUUUCUGCACCUGUGUCUACUUCAACUGUUCCUACUGUUGAUUCAUCUGUUCCUGAAUCCCAAGCCGAGGAUGUUGAUCCAUCCCCAGUUCUCCCUCGUCAUCAAAUGCGGACCAGAUCACAAUCUGGUAUAUCUAAACCUAAACAUUUUCCAGAUUUUGAACCGCAUGGUCUUCUUGCUGCUUUACUAGCUCACCAAAACCUUCCAAUUACUGAUCUUUUGCUGUGCGAGUUUCACAAAUUCAUCAGCAAAAUGGAGAAUGGGUUGAAUCUGAAGGCAAUGGAUGCAGAGCAACUAAGAGAACAUGGCCACAAGAUGGUUGAUUUCAUUGCUGAUUACUACAAAACUAUCGAGAGUUUCCCUGUUCUCAGCCAAGUUGAGCCAGGAUAUCUGCGGAAGCUUCUUCCCGAUUCUGCACCAGUACAGCCGGAAUCCUUGCAAGCAGUUCUUGAAGAUGUUCAAAGGAAGAUAUUGCCAGGGUUUCUUGGAGAAAUGCUGAGUGCAGGAAUUAACAUGGUGGGGUUUAGUUGGAUAACUUCUCCAGCUGCUACAGAACUUGAAAUGAUCGUUCUUGAUUGGCUUGCUAAUAUGCUCAAACUCCCUGAUGAUUUCCUUUCCACAGGGGCAGGUGGUGGUGUAAUUCAGGGGACAGCAAGUGAAGCUCUUCUUGUUGUGCUUCUGUCUGCUCGUGAUAAAGUUUUAAGAGAGGUUGGUAAGGAUGCACUUGGAAGGCUUGUGGUUUAUGCUUCUGAUCAAACUCAUUCUUCUUUACAGAAAGCAUGCCAAAUAGCAGGAAUCUACCCGGAGAAUUGUAAGCCCAUAAGAACAGAAAUCUGCAAUGAGUAUGCUCUUUCUCCUGAAUCACUCACUGAUUCAAUCUCACAUGACGUUGCCUCUGGUUUAAUCCCUCUUUUCCUUUGUGCUACAGUAGGGACUACAUCAUCUACAGCUGUGGAUCCUUUGCUAGCACUCGGAAAGAUUACCAAGAGGUAUGGAAUAUGGUUUCAUGUGGAUGCUGCUUAUGCUGGAAGUGCUUGUAUUUGCCCAGAAUAUCGGCAUCAUUUGAAUGGAAUUGAAGAAGCCGACUCAUUUAACAUGAAUUGCCAUAAAUGGUUCUUAACAAACUUUGAUUGUUCAGCACUAUGGAUAAAGGACCGACAUGCUCUCAUUCAAUCUUUAUCAACAAAUCCUGAGUUUUUAAAGAACAAAGCUUCUCAAGGUGGUACAGUUGUCGAUUACAAAGAUUGGCAAAUUCCUCUUGGACGCAGAUUCAGAUCAUUGAAAUUGUGGAUGGUGUUACGGCUUUAUGGGGUUGAAAAUCUUCAGUCUUAUAUACGAAACCAUAUCGACUUGGCUAAGCAUUUUGAACAUCUUGUUUCACAAGAUCCACGCUUUGAGAUGGUUGCCACGAGGACAUUUUCGUUAGUUUGCUUUCGUGUUGUACCUGCCAACAAAAAUGAAGAUUAUGUGAACAAAGUCAACCGUCAACUUUUGGAAGCUGUCAACUCAUCCGGAAAGAUCUUCAUCUCUCAUACGGUUCUAUCGGGAAAAUAUGUCUUACGAUUCGUGCGUGAAACUGAAAGCGCUUACGGUUUUCGGUAUCUCGUGAACAUAGUUGAAGCCAGUAGAGUCCAUUAA